This is a messenger RNA of Cajanus cajan (pigeon pea), 1204 nucleotides long. Its product is annotated as CA-responsive protein. The record is from RefSeq and is a predicted model, not a curated record. NCBI's taxonomy places the organism in Eukaryota, Viridiplantae, Streptophyta, Magnoliopsida, Fabales, Fabaceae.
GAAUGGAGGCUCCACCAACACCAUCCUAUUCCUAUUCUCCAUUCCCAUUCUCACUCCACCCUCACUCGCAAAUGCACCAUCCCAUUCCCAUUCUCAUUUUUCUCUUCUUAGCGUUCCUCUCUCUUCUCUUUCUCUCCAAACGGAAACACCUGCCCCGACCCCAGCAGAGACCCAAGAAGAAGAGGAACAAGGGUAAGAACAAGACAACCGCUUCCGCAACCCAACCCCAAGAGGGAACCAAUUCGGGCCUCCCACUUGAAUCCGCCAACUCCUUUCCCUUUACGUCUUCCAGUAGCGUUAUGCAGAGAAAGAUCAAGCAACAGUAUGAUGAACUCGUCAAGUGUAACCACUUGAGGAAAUUGACACUGCCGCAGGUUGUGCAAUUUGCUAAUAGUUUGGUUGAUGCUAGGAAUGAGCUACAGCACAAAGCUGAUGUGAUUCAACGUAAGUUUGUUAUAACGAAGGCUUUACUAUGCAAGGCAGACAGAUCUUCUUUUGAUCGCCUUCAUCAACAGAUAUACAAGCUAGAAUUAGAGCAAAAACGUUUAGAAGAGGAUGCUUUUGUUUAUAACUCACUUCAACAACAGCUUAAACUCUCACCAGCAUACCAGAAGAUGCUUGAACUUGGAGCUUGCAUGGAGAAGGAAAAAUCAAGUGGACUAGGCGAGAACAGAGAUGAUGAUUUUGCUGACAUUUCUUUUGAAGAAUUGUUAGCACAGGAGAAGAAAGAUUCAUUUUGGCAAAAAAAUGGAAAAUCAAGAUUAUGCUCAAGCUGAUAAGCCUACUAGCAUGGCUAACUGUAACCUCCUGAGCUAGUUUAGUAUGUACAUCCAAUACCUGUAGUAGUGUAUCUAUGGUCACAGGAAUGUUCUUUUUGGUUCUUUGCCUGUGCCAUUUUUGGCUAAUGGAAUAUAGAUGACACAACUUGAGUUCCCUUUAGGAAUUUAUAAGUGGAAGCCAGUUAAAUUGAAAUUAACGCGACUUACAAUACCAUUACUAUUAUUUCCUGUCUUAGGCCAAGGCAUAAGAAACAGGGGAUGGCUGAGACUAGCAUUGUUACCAAUUGUGUUCUGUUAAAACAAAGAUGGUUUUGGGUUAUCCAUGAUAAGAUAAACAGCCCAAAAGACUGACGGUGCUGAUGUUAUAUACGUAACAUUGUUCCCCUUGAAUCAAAACAUUCGGCAAAAAAAAGGCUCUUGAACAA